AUGGAUGCAUUUUCUGAACAGAAGAAUGUUGUUAUAGGCCAAAGUGAUGAAAAUGAAUUAGUUACAAACAAAGGAAUGUCCUGUACUCAAGGUUGUAGAAGUUAUAAAUUCAGAGUGGAUGAUAAUACCGAAGUGAGAUUUAUUGAUACCCCUGGAAUAGGUGAUACUAAAGGAUUAUAUGCCGAUGAAAAAAAUUUUGAAAAUAUUCUAAAAUAUAUCAGCCAAUUUGAUCAUUUGAAUGGGAUCUGCAUUCUUCUUAAAUCAAAUAGCACUCGAUUAACCAUAAUGUUCAGAUUCUGCAUACAAGAAUUAUUGUCACAUCUUCAUAAGGAUGCUAGAAACAAUAUUGUUUUCUGUUUCACUAAUUGCAGAGGAACAUUUUAUGGUCCAGGUGAUACAUUGCCAGCAUUAAACGAACAAUUAUCGAAAACUGAUGUUGAAAUAAAAACUGAUCAAGAUACAUUAUACUGUUUUGACAAUGAAGCAUUUAAAUUUUUAGCUGCUUUCAAACAACGUAUAACGUUUGAAGCAAAUAGUAAAAAAAUUUAUGCUGAAAGUUGGAAAAAAGCCGCCAAUGAGUCUGAUCGACUUAUUCAAUAUUUCAAAUCAUGUUCUCCUCAUAAUAUAAAGGACACUAUAUCACUUAAUAACGCUAGACAAAUUGUGAUGGAUCUUUCCAAACCUCUUGCUGAAGUUUGUCAAAAUCUUCAGAUAAAUAUUGCUUUGGCUGAAGAAAAAAGGGAAGAGAUGAAACAAUUUGAUUCAAUAAUUGCUGAUCUUAAUGACAAAUUGCAUAUUCCACAAAUUGAUCUUAGGCCAAUACAAUUAAAUUAUCCAAGAACGGUGUGUACAAGUGCUUCUUGUGUUAAAGUUUUAACUGUAGGGGAAACAAGAAUGAAACAGAUUGACUACGUAACUCACUGUCAUAAACGAUGUUAUCUACAAGGUGUUGAGUUUAAUGUUAUAAACAAUAAGGCUCUUUUAGGUUGCAUAGCCAUGAGAGGAACCCAGAAUUGCCAAGUAUGUGGUUGUUCUUGGAACAAUCAUAUGCAUAUUACUUAUGAGAACGAACAAGUGUCUGUAGAUAAAAUUGAUGAGAAUAUAAAACUUUUAAUCAACGAAAGACAGAAUGACCAAACUAUAAAGGAGCAGUAUAUAAACGAUCUAGAAAAGAGGAUCAAGCAACUGAAAGAUGAAAAAAAGAUCGUAAAUAACAUUAUGAUGAUAUUUGCAUUAUUCCUAAGGCAAAAUGCGAUAGCCCCCUUUAAUGAUGCAUACAUUGACUAUUUGGACCAUUUCAUAAAUGAAGAAAAAAUUAAAAAGAGUUCUAAUCCAAAUGCUUACAAUAAUGAUGUGCUUAAUGAACUUGAAACUUCAAGAAAAGAAUAUGUUGAGAAAAUGGAAACCAUAAAAGAGUCGCUUGAAGACGACAAGGCAUCUCUAACUUCAAUUUCUCCGGAACUUAUUAACGACUUGGAGAACCAUCUCUAUCAUCUUACUAUUUCUGGUCAAACUUUACAAAUGAUGAAAGAUGAAACAAAACGCGGUUAUAUUAAUGCGAUAAACCAUCAUGAAAUGCUUCGCGAUAGUACUUCUAGAUUUUCCAUCAUGCGACAAAUGUUUCAUCAUGCGGCAAAUGUUUUUAACUAG
Racocetra fulgida is the source of this 1650-nucleotide messenger RNA. NCBI's taxonomy places the organism in Eukaryota, Fungi, Glomeromycota, Glomeromycetes, Diversisporales, Gigasporaceae. The record is from the annotation of a GenBank genome assembly.